GUGGCGGAAUCAAAAAAGUGGUUUCCGGAUAAUUAUCCGAACCAAUCCGGAUAUGUUUCCGUUUCGUUGGGAUAUCAUUUUUGCGAUGCGCACUCUCCUGCGCGUACUUCCAGGGCUUCUCCUUCUCUGUGAACAUGCGAGCGCUGUGGUCCCGUCAGGAAUUCUCCGUCUCUCUAACGACGCCAAGAAUGCGACAGACAUGCUAGUGGCUCCGAGUUCCCAGUCCGGAUGGGGGCCUCGCCUUCCAACAAGUUCGUCCACUCCAAAGCAUCCCAUUCAACUUGCCAGCACCGAUGGAUGCUCUGCCAUGUCGUCAGCAUAUAAAGGUGCCUAUGUCGUCGUGAAUCGAGGCAACUGUUCCUUCUUGGACAAAGCGCUACAUGCAUCCAACGCCGGCGCCAGUGCCUUGAUCAUUCGCAACACGCGUGAAACCGUGUACUUCGUCGAUCGGAAUCGAACGGCGUCAGGGGGAAGCAACCUCUCCGCCUCGUCGUCCACUCCCUCUAUGUCCUUUGCCACUGACUGUCUCCACGGAGAAUCCUUCCUUGCUCACUUGCAUCCCUCGCAGCCUUGGCUCGUCCCCGACGACUCGGCCUGUGCGCAAAGCCCUGAAUGCGCGUCGCACAUCUGCCUCCCCACGGGCCUCCAGUCGGACCGCGGGUUCCAAGUCUGCUGCAUGUGGGACACACAUUUACUCAUGGGGGUCAACACCACGACCCUCAAAAACACAUCACUCGCCCUCCCCAUCGUAUUUGUGACUGUCGGACAAGGCGAAAAUCUCACUCGCAUCUUCACACCUUCCAUCCACGGCACGCUUUUCCAGCGCCCAGUUCCGCUGGUAGAAGUCGCAUCCAUCGUACUUUGGGCGCUGGGUAUCGCGACGGCCAUCGGCGGCGCCUACUACGCCGCCUCCAUGGACCGCCAAGCCAUGUUGGCUUCCAAGCCCCAUGCCCACGCCGACGACGACCGUCAUCAUGAGCACGACGCCUCGGACGACGUGCUCGACGUGUCCUUCCGGCAUGCCGUCGCCUUCAUCUUGUUCGCGGGGGUGUUUCUGACCUUUCUGUAUUUUGUCCACGUCGGUCCCCUCCUGUCCAUUCUCUUUGGGCUGUCCACCCUCUCCACCUUCACCAUGCUCGUGACCCAGCCCAUCUUCCGCACCCUCCUCUGCUGCCUCCGUCGCCGAUACGUCCUCCGGUGUCCGUCCAUCGUUGGCCCCUUGCCGAUCCCGGACGUCGUGGCCACCCUCGUCACCGCGGCGCUGGUCGUGCUCUGGUACGUUGAUCGGUCGACGUUUUGGUUCCUCCAAGACGCCUUCGGCAUCGCCCUCUGCUUCGUCUUCCUCCGCACCAUCCGCCUCCCCACCCUCCAAGUGGCGUCGGUGCUGCUCGUCCUCGCCUUCUUCUACGACAUUUUCUUUGUGUUUGUGACGCCGCUGCUCUUUGGCCGGUCGGUCAUGGUCGACGUCGCCACGGGCGGCCAGAGUGCCAGCUCCAAAAGCGGCUACCCCGGCGUGGACUUUUGCGAGAGGUACCCGGCCUUCGACGCCUGCUUGGACCCGGAACCGCUCCCGAUGCUGCUCUUGUUCCCGCGGUUCCACGACUGGCGCGGCGGCCAGGCCAUGCUCGGGCUCGGGGACAUCGUCCUCCCCGGCCUCUUGCUCUCCUUUGCGCUGCGCUUCGAUUACGCCCGCGAGGUGCACGUCAAGCAAACAGACGUCUGCUUUCAUCGAUAUUACGUCGUCACGUGCAUUGGGUACUGCCUCGGUCUCUUGGCCGCCAACGUCGCCGUCGUGGUCAUGGAGAUGGGGCAGCCGGCGCUCCUCUACCUCGUGCCGUGCACGUUGGGUGGCAUCUCCAUCGCAGCUUUCAUCUCUGGAGACUUGCAUCAAAUGUGGCAUGAUGGACCGUACCCCGUGCAUCCCAUGGCACCGACAUUGCAUUCGCCUGGGGACGGUGAUCGUGGUGAAAAUGCGCCGUUUCUAUGACGCUAAACAUAAUUUGGAUUGGCUAAAAUAAACCAUUUGCACACAUCCCAUUGGUG
Molecule: messenger RNA, 2043 nt
Organism: Aphanomyces astaci
Lineage: Eukaryota; Oomycota; Saprolegniomycetes; Saprolegniales; Verrucalvaceae
Exons: 1
Coding region: 53-1987 (644 amino acids)
Biological process (GO): membrane protein proteolysis
Cellular component (GO): lumenal side of endoplasmic reticulum membrane; Golgi-associated vesicle membrane; cytoplasmic side of endoplasmic reticulum membrane
Molecular function (GO): aspartic endopeptidase activity, intramembrane cleaving
Source: RefSeq, a predicted model, not a curated record